AUGAGUACCCUCAACCUCCAUCUCGCCAUCUCAAAGGAGCGAGGUCAAGGCCAACCCCGACACGGGAUUCUCAUGCUUGCAGAAGAAAAUGCCACUCAUGCAAUCUUUUAUCAUACCACUGGUGAACCCAUGCACAGUAAGCCAUAUAAAGUUGCCAUUGAGCCCAAGCGCGUUGAAAGCCAUGGAAUUGACAAGCGUCACUUGAUUGCUAAGGUUCUCGAGAAGGAUAGGCAGGAGGUCAAAGCUGCUGUUCGGCAAGCUCCCCCGCUGUUCUGUCAGCGCUGGAUCUUGAACGUUCUCGAGAACUUGGAGAAGCAAGGUAUUGUUCCUGAAGGCACUUGUUCCAAGUGA
Fusarium odoratissimum NRRL 54006 is the source of this 351-nucleotide messenger RNA. RefSeq lists its product as uncharacterized. The coding region runs from base 1 to 351 and encodes 116 amino acids. The transcript has a single exon. The record is from RefSeq and is a predicted model, not a curated record. Lineage: Eukaryota; Fungi; Ascomycota; Sordariomycetes; Hypocreales; Nectriaceae.